Messenger RNA from Momordica charantia (bitter melon), 1684 nucleotides. RefSeq names its product zinc transporter 1 precursor (gene ZIP1). NCBI's taxonomy places the organism in Eukaryota, Viridiplantae, Streptophyta, Magnoliopsida, Cucurbitales, Cucurbitaceae. The record is from RefSeq and is a predicted model, not a curated record. Gene Ontology annotation, molecular function: zinc ion transmembrane transporter activity. Gene Ontology annotation, cellular component: plasma membrane. Gene Ontology annotation, biological process: zinc ion transmembrane transport.
CUCCAUCCAUAUAUAUAUAUAUAAUAUGAAUGAUUGUUUUCCUGUGCGUGUAGCUAAGCUAGCUACCGCUCGAAAUUGUACUUGGUAUUUGGUUGGGAUGGAUUUUACUGUAUUCGAUGCCUCUCAUUAUUAGCCAGCCACAGCAGUCAGCAACAGCCAGUGAUUUCAAAAUUGCUCAUUAUUUUUGUUUCUUUUUCCUUUGUAACUAAUAAGCUCUGAGAGUUUAUUCUAUACAGUAACUAAAUUAACUAUCCAUCGCUCAAAGUCAAAACCCACUACCCAAGAGCUCUCUCCACACCCCCCACUACCUUCCUCCCGCUAUUAAUUCCUCUUCAGCUCUCCACACCGCUCCAAGUCACGGAAUUAAAUCUUCCCAAAAUGUUAAAGAUUUUCUUCGUUUCUGUUGUCCUGAUCAUUCUCUCUUCCGUAGCUUCCGGCAGCCGGGAGUGUAGCUGCGAUUCCGAUGCGGCGGAGCACAGCGCAGAGGCAGAGGAAGCAAUCAAAUACAAGGUGGGUUCGAUUGCUUCGGUACUCGUGGCCGGCGCUGCGGGGGUGAGCCUUCCUUUAGUGGGCAAGAAGAUUCCGUCUCUGAGGCCUGAAAAUGACAUUUUCUUCAUGAUCAAGGCCUUUGCUGCGGGGGUGAUUUUAGGGACUGGGUUCAUCCACAUACUGCCGGAUGCGUUCCAAGACUUGACAUCGCCCUGCAUCGGCCACCACCCUUGGGCUAACUUCCCAUUUGCGGGAUUCAUUGCGAUGGCCUCCUCCAUCGGCACCCUUAUGGUGGACACAUUUGCAACCAGCUUCUACGAGAGACGCCACUUUAGUAAAACCAAGCAGCUCGUGCUCGUCACACGCCAGGAAACAGACGAGGAGCAUGCGGGUCACGUGCAUGUGCACACGCACGCCACGCAUGGCCACGCUCACGGCUCCCGCUCCGCCGCACCCUCCGCAGAGUUGACUCUGCCUCAGCUAAUUCGCUACCGGAUUAUAUCUCAGGUGUUGGAAUUGGGAAUCGUGGUUCAUUCAGUAAUAAUUGGGAUAUCUCUUGGUGCUUCUCAGAGCCCUGCGACCAUUAAGCCACUGCUCCUCGCUCUGUCUUUCCACCAGUUUUUUGAAGGCAUGGGACUCGGUGGCUGCAUUUCCCAAGCAGAAUUCAGGUGGCGGUCAGCGGCAGCAAUGGCGACGUUUUUCUCAGUGACAGCGCCGGUGGGAAUUGCAGUGGGAAUCGGAAUCUCGGGAGUUUACAGAGAGAACGGGCGGACGGCUCUGAUCGUGGAAGGGAGCAUGAACUCGGCAUCGGCAGGGAUAUUGAUAUACAUGGCGCUGGUGGACCUUCUUGCCGCGGAUUUUAUGAACCCAAGGAUGCAAACCAACGUGGGGCUCCAAGUAGGAGCCCAUAUCUCUCUUCUUCUGGGUGCUGCCUGCAUGUCUGUAUUGGCCACAUGGGCUUAAUCAUCCCUCUUUUCCUCCUCUAUUAACCCAACCCAACUGAAGUUUCUCAUUUUUUGUGUUCAAAAGUUUACUCAAAAACUGCAUGUGGGCAUUAGCCUAUCCUUACAAUGGUAGAAGCGGGGGAGAGUAGGGGGGAAAGCAGGGGGGAAAAGGAAAAAUAGACUAUGUUUCCUUUCAUUGAAAGUCAUCCUUCAAUUUUCAAUUCAUUUCCAAAUAAAUAGUUUAGUAGUCA